CUAUCUGCCACCGCUGGACCUGGAUGCCCUCGACGCAUCGAUCAGCUUGGGCAUGAAGGGCACCGUCAAGCUAAACAUAAUGUUGCCCUUGCUCAGGUCCUGGUGGGCCUUGCCGGCGGCAUGGAACUGCUGCAGGGCACAAACCUGCAUGCAUGCACACACAAAGACAUCUUGUAAGACAAGUUCAUCCUUUCUUUGGCGCGUGAGUCGUACCACGCCACCCCAUCGCCGGCGCUGCAGCGCGACGAUCUGCACACAUAUAUACAUCCAUACACACACAAACAGCCGACAAGUCAGAAUGCAUCCGCAUCUUCGAUCCCUCCUUUCUCUCUUUCUCUCUUGUUGCAUGCAUCAUCCAUUCAUACCACGUGCUCACACAACUGCAGUGCCGCCUUGAUGGGCAGCGGCCGCCCCAUCUUGGCCUGGUACUCCCUUAUCAGGUCCUUCAGGUCGCACUGAAACUUCUCCAUCACCAGGAUGCUCAUCGUGCGCCAGCCCUCGGCCUCAUACUUGGUAACGCCCAU
This is a messenger RNA of Vitrella brassicaformis, 524 nucleotides long. NCBI's taxonomy places the organism in Eukaryota, Vitrellaceae. The record is from the annotation of a GenBank genome assembly.